AAGAAAGAGGAAGGAUGAAGAAAAAGCGAAGGGCGGAAAGAGAGAGGGGAGGGGAGCAAGCCUUUGAAGAAGAGGGAGAGGGAGAAUGGUGUAUAGGUUCAGCAAUAGCGUGAUAGGAAUCCUAAACCUCUUCACACUUGUAGCCUCAAUUCCAGUCAUAGGAGGGGGGCUAUGGCUUGCAAGGAGCAGCAGCACCUGCCAGUCAUUCUUGCAGAUGCCCGUCCUAGUGCUGGGGUUCGUGAUACUGGCAGUUUCAUUAGCAGGGUUCAUAGGGGCAUGCUUCAACGUGGCGUUGGCACUGCGGGCCUACUUGGCAGCGAUGCUUCUCCUCAUCGUGGCCCUCCUCUCCCUCACCAUCUUCGCCUUCGUGGUGACGAGCAAAGGGAAGGGUGUGGAGGUGCCGGGACAUGAGUACAAGGAGUAUCACCUGGAAGGCUACUCCCCGUGGCUGAGGCACAAGGUGACAGACGAGGCCAACUGGCGCCAUAUUCGGAGCUGCAUCCUCACUUCGAGGACCUGCGCCUCUCUAGCCACAUGGACACCACUCGACUAUCUCCAACGAGACCUCUCACCAAUUCAGUCAGGCUGUUGCAAGCCGCCAACUUCAUGCCAAUUUGGAGCGGCAAUUAUGGGGGUUGCACAGGAUCCGGAUUGCUCGUGGUGGAGCAACACAGAAGGGUGGCUUUGCUACGAGUGCGACUCGUGCAAGGCAGGGGUACUCGAGGACAUGAAGCGUAACUGGCAAAAACUUUCUGUCCUCAACAUCGUCAUCCUCAUCUUUCUCAUCUUUAUAUGCACCAUAGGGUGUUGCGCACUCCGCAACACCCGAAGAUCCGAGACGGACUACCCCUACGGAGAUAAUCACAUGACCAAAGUUAAACCAAGAUGGGACUUUUACUGGUGGAGAUGGUGGAAAGAUAGGCAAGAGCAGAUUUAUUGAGUGUCUAUGCGAGACUCUGGAGUCAUUUUCAUUUUCUCUUUACUGGUGUUUUCAAGAACACGACUAUGAACAAACUUUUCUAACAAAACUUGGUGAGGCACAUGUUUGAGAGAGAGUAAUUAGGUAAUGUUUUUGAUGUGCAUAAUGUUGGGACGGUUUUGUACAUAUGUUCAUAACUUGUGAAUGUAGUUCAUCAAUAUCUUUCUCACACUCAUCCACCAACGUUGGAAGAGCAGAGUCAUAGCGAGAGUAUUGAGAAAGAAAGAUGAAAAUACAUGUUAAAGUUCUUGGAUUUUGUUAGUAAUGUCCUUGGACUGUUAUCACAUAGAUAAAGGUUUUUUAAGAUA
Amborella trichopoda is the source of this 1287-nucleotide messenger RNA. RefSeq names its product tetraspanin6 (gene TET6). The record is from RefSeq and is a predicted model, not a curated record. Gene Ontology annotation, biological process: auxin-activated signaling pathway. Gene Ontology annotation, cellular component: membrane. NCBI's taxonomy places the organism in Eukaryota, Viridiplantae, Streptophyta, Magnoliopsida, Amborellales, Amborellaceae.